Molecule: messenger RNA, 177 nt
Organism: Acytostelium subglobosum LB1
Lineage: Eukaryota; Evosea; Eumycetozoa; Acytosteliales; Acytosteliaceae
Exons: 2
Source: RefSeq, a predicted model, not a curated record
AUGAAGAACGCUCUGAAGUUUGUGUCGGUGGCAACAAACAACCCUCUGAAGAUUCGUUUAAAGCCAAUAGCGUAUGAAAGAGACGAGCAAUCUUCAUUCAAUGUUGAUCCCCCAAGUCCGAUGGCCAUCAAGGAGUACAGACGUCGAAGCUACUUUGGAAAGGGUUACAAGUUGAGU